UGAAGAGUGACAGAAGAAAGAAUUUCCAGAGGGCGGACGGUCAGUCGAACCACGAGGGGCAGUGACGCGCAAGUUGUUUUCAUACAGUGAUCUUCAGUUCUUUACUACAGGUGUAACUCACUGACAUCUCGCGAUAGACGAACAAGGAUUCUUCUCAGGUGAGGAGAACAACAAUGAGACUGCCACGGCCUUGCCGAGUUCUUCAGUUGGUGCUGUUGCUACUUUUGUGCCUAACGGCAACCAACAUCUGCCAUGCGAGGCCCCAACAACAAUCCAUAUCAGCAGAUACUAAUUCCGACAUAAGUCGGUUUCCAAUCACCCCAGAUGGGAAACAGUCGACGAAUGAAGAUAAGUUCUUCGCUCCUGGGGGCUGGCGACCUGUAGCAUCGGAGGGAUCGUCUACAAUCGGACAUCAGAUCCACAUUGACCAAGAUCGGAGCAGAGUCAGGCUUGAGAAAGGGGAUGAUGGAAAACAGAGAGGAGGGAAGAGUGAAAGCACAGCAGAUACCAAGCAAGUGACAACCCCUUACAACAAUGCCACUCUUUUAGAAACGUCUGUCAACAAUACGGGGCGUGCCAAGCAGUCUUCUCCUGUGGGAGAUUCUAUAAAGUCUUUAGCAAAUCAACUGCUAGGAUCACACUAUUUCGAAAGAGACAGUGACGAAAGUGAAAGAUACAGUGACGAAGACAGCAGAGAUACAAUGGUGGACGAGGACGUAAGAACGCCACCUAAACUAAAGUCACAAAUAAAAUAUAAGCAGAAUAAUCAACAUGCAAAAUUAUCGCCGAAAACAACAGAAGUUCCUGUAUACGAACAUCGCAACGAUGGUACCGAAGAGGAGAUGAAUCACAAAGGAAUUGCUGUUCCCGUCAUAAUUGAAGAUGAAGACGACGUAGAAGAAACUAUUGAUAAACUUACACAAGCUCAGCCGAUUAUCACACGACAGACUACAACAUCAGCUUCUCAAAAAAGGAAACCUACAUCGACGAUGACCACAUCGAAACCACAUCAUGAGACUACGUCAUCUGAAGGUGUGUCAACCUGGGUCCUUCUUAGUGGCAGCAGUCCCCCAACGACGCCUUCACAUCUUCAAAACAAAGGGAAGACUAACAAAACACCAACCCCAGGGAACCGCAAAGCUACACAAACCACACCAACAGCAGCACCCUUGAAAACGGCUGAUUCAUCAGAGGUGACUCAAGUCUCGAAUCAAGUUUCUAGCAGUGGCUUUGGACAGUCAACUAUAGAGCCGUAUUAUUAUGGCCCUCGCCCCCUUGUGAACACUGAGGGUCCUACAAUAUCUACAAGAAAACCUGCUGGAAUAGUAAGCCUAUCGUCACAGCCACACACUCCAGUAGGAAAACCUCAUUUGUAUGAAAAUGAAACACUCGAAAUGUUUAAACUUACGAAAACACGGAAACCAAACCCAACACGUACAACGACAGUAAAAUCAAAAGUUGUAUCUACCACACCCAUCACAACAACUCCCAUCCCAAGUUCCCCUCCGAAACGAUACCCUGUUAACCAACAAAACAACAACCAGAAAACACAGCCGAGAGUGACAACAGUAAGUCCAAUUUUAAUGACAACAAAUGGUUAUAAAGACACUGAUGAACCUGUCAGACAUAUAGCCGCAGUCACUACUGCUGAAAAUGAAACCAUCUCUUCUGAAGAAAACGACAUGGAAGACAGCAACACGGAAGCAACUGUAGAAACCACGACGAAGCGCCGCAGACGUCCAACUGGAGGGAACAAAAAGAGAAAGAAGAUUAAGAAUCGACGUAGACGACCCACUAACCGACCAGAAGUAACCGAAGACCCUGAGAGCAAAACUGGUGAUCUGAACGCUACUUCAACUAACAACAAACUGGCUACAAAGGAACGCCCUCUAUCGACUAGAAUAUACAACUAUCUUGCAAGAGAGGUGAUGUCUUCGGUUGGAGUAGGGCUGAUUGGGCUUGUGGUUACAGCUGGUCUUGCUGGACUAAUCAUGUAUCCUUUCGGUGGAGGACUUGCCACAAGAAGAACUUACGAAGAAGUGUCUCCUCAUCACACGAAUCCCAAUGCAUACUAUCAUCAUGGUGAAUAUGAAAGCGAAAUCGACAACAGUCAAUCAGAAGAGGAAGUAUUUGGAAAACUGAUAGAGGGUAUGAAUGAUAAAGGUGAAUUCACGUAUGGUGGGAUAGGUCAGGACACAACAGGCUAUGCUGGGGUACCAGGGAUUGGUGGCGAUCAGAUGAAUGGGCAAGGAUCCAAAUACAAGACAGAAGACGUUGGCAUAGAGGGCAUGCACACAUACAGUCCGGCAGGAGAGGCAAUGCACGAGAUUCGACAAGGUGUAAGGUACGGAGCAAGGAUUGAGGGUGUUAACAGUCAACAGACAGGGGUGCGGUACGAUUCUGCACAGCAGGGGACUGCAAGUUACACUGGUGCAGGCGAGAACAUAGCGGGGCAGACGUUCUCACGUGGCAGCCAGCAAAAUUAUGGAAGCAAUUUCGGCACCGGUAACACGCAAGAUAGGUUUCAAUAUGGAGGAAUGGCGACAAGGAGCGGAGAAAUAGGAGAUUCAGUAAGAGAUUCACAACUCGUGUACAGUGGAACUGUAAAUGCAGCUAAAAAGCAAUACACAGCGGGAAGCGUGAAUAGCAAUACACACCAUCAUUUGGGCACAGAGACCACUGCAUACGGAGGACCGUACUAUACGCCAAGUUACGUGGAGUCACAGCCAUAUACGCGAAAUCUUUAUGGGGGUUUGACAGCCGUAGGAGGGCAGAUACACGGAAAUGUGCAAGUGGACAGUAAAUCCGGGCGGUAUCAUUCAGGGAGCACAGAACGAUCUUUAGAAAACAAACAUAAAACUGAAAGCAACUCUGCCGAAAAUUUGCAGUACAGAAGAGGUAUUUCCGACAGCAGUAAAGAGUACAGAGAUAUUAUAGGCACACAGCCACGAUCAGGGGGUACCGUUAUUGCUGUUUCUAUUGGAAGACAAUCGGGGUUACAAGGAAAGGAAAAAGAAACAGAGACUAAGCAGUCGGAAGGGCAUAAACUAAUUGAAAAUAUUUCAAGAGCUGAAGUGAGCUCGGGUCAACGAACAUACGAACCACACAGAAAGCAAAUGGUCGAGGACAGAAGUGCUGGAAUUCACGAGAGAGACAUGGAGUACGGCGAUAAGCUUGAUAUCUCAAGCAGAGUAUCUCCUGAGCUUCAGAAGAGAGGUUCGAUCAUUUCAGGUUUUGUUGAACACGGACCUAGAAGUUUAAGACGUAGGCGAGAUGUCCAUAUGCCUACAAACCUUAAAGUUUCCGAUGAUGAUAUAAGAGACAAUGAAAUUGACAGUAAUAAUUUGAAAGGAAACGCGAGACAGAAUCAGACUAAAAACCAUCCUGGCCAUGAGAAAAAUUCAGUGUCUUCAUACUUUGUACCAAAGAAUAUGGUGACAUUAAGUGGCCAUACGAAAAUUAGUGGAGGAACUGCAAAACAAGACGUAGGAAGCAAAAUAACAGAAACAGAGACGUCAACAAUAAAUGGAGGAGAGACAACUGAUUCGAUUGAAGGAACGAGAAACGUCGUUCAGGGUACGGCAUCACCGAUUGAAAGUACAACUCUCGAAGACAUAUUAUCUACCACGACAGGAUUUAACAGUGACGAUACUGAUGGUGAAGAUUCUGGUAUAGAGGAAGACGAAGAUGCAGAAUACGGAACAACUCCAGAAAUUACGACAGUUUUUGACGAGACCUCAACAAAAGAUUCGCAAAUCGACACAACUAAAAUUCCAGAAACAAAGUUUUCGCUUCUGGGUCUCUUUCGGCGUAUAGCACGUUUUAAACUACAAAUGGGGCUAAACUUAUUGAAAAGCACAUCCCAAGCAUUGACGAACUACAUAGAGGGAGUUCAGAGACGAAUGGAUUAUAAUAGUUCUAAGGUCAAUUCGCGCAAGAAGUUUCAGGAUAGGAACUUGAAAAGAUAGGUCACUGAUAAAAACGAACACAAAUGAGUAAAAUAUAAGGAGAAAGCAGCAAACUAGUAUGAUUAAGGUGACUUACAGGGCAGUUUAAUUUAAUUACAAAUUUUUGAAUUAUUUUAAACUAUUGAGGAAUUAAAAGUGAUAUAUGGGUUUAGAAAUGAAGUGUAACACACGUGGACCGAUUGGAUAUAAUUUUGUUGUUUCGAAAAAAUUAGUUAAAUCUACGAGAAAUUAUCCAAUGGCAGAUGUAUUUAUUACAGAAAUAUUGUUGCCUCAUGCGGAAUUAUUUUCAACAUACAAAGUGCUAAUUUCCAGUACGACGGUAUCUUCAGAAAUUACAUUUUUAGCAGUUUAAAUCCACAUUAAAGAUUCAGCUUAUCAUCUGAUUCCUACACAAUAUGUACUUGAAUUUAUCGACAAAUCAAUUCAUUUGAAAAUUACACGUUAAGUUAUUCACACACGAUUCCUCGGGAUCAAUGAAGGAGAGUUAUGUAUUUCAAGUAAUUGGAUUUUGCUAUACACUUCUCUUCUAACACACUUGCGGAAAAUGUUUCUGUAAACAAAAUAUGAGGACCACAAUAGCCUUUUAAACUUUAAUUAACUUUCACCUCUUCUCCCAAGAUCGUUCACUGUACUACGCAACGGAAGUUCAGCAUUUUAUCUUUUAUUAAAAUACUUUAAAAAACGAAAGGCUGUGUCGAUGAGUUCAUCCUACUAAAUAUAGAGCGUUUGAAUUAUUAUGACAUGUUUAAUGGUGUCUAUACUUUCAUACGUGGAUGUAAUUAGAAAACGUUGAUCCUGUGAAGUCAACUUUUAUAUUAAUCUCUCCAAUGAAUAUAUUAACCAAGACCCAGUUCCGUAAUAAAUUACCUAAGACGUAAUAGAUGUAUCAAUUAGAUCCGAACAUUAUAGAAAUAUGAGACUUCUGAUUUUGUCACGGCGGUGAAGAUGUCAAUGUUGACCAUCUGAGUGCCAACGCCGUGUGGACUUGUAGGUAGAUAUAUCCCGCAAGUCCAAACCGCGUUACCACCCACAAAACCAACACCAACAUCGAAGAAAUAUUCGUGUGGCAAUGUUCUGUUUCUUGGAGCCAAGUACCAUAGAGUAUUGAAUUUCGUACGGUUGGCUUGAUAUGUAGUCAGGACGGCAUCCUCACAAAUAACGAAAACAUGUAAACAGUAAGAUGUAGAAAUACUGUAGGUAAUUUAAGCUAAUUUUUACGAUUAUACAUUUGCAUGUCAUUAAAUACGAGGGAAUCUUUCUGAUUACAGAUCUUAUAUUUAACGUCACAUGGAAUGGCUUAUGUAGACAGAGAACGUAAAGAUGUUUAUUGUUCUAAGAUCAUAAAGUGACCAUCGUUCUUGAAGGAACAAAAGUGGCUUGACGUAAUGUAAAUGAAAAGAAAGAAAGCGCCUGUUUAUUUUAUUGACAUUGUUUUUGUAUCUGGCAUGUUGAUUAUUAACAUGGAAUUGUAUUAUUCCUCAGUGACGAGAAAGACGGUUUUGUAUGUUAUUAAAUGCACUGAAUUUUCAAAUGUUUGUGUA
This is a messenger RNA of Zootermopsis nevadensis, 5509 nucleotides long. RefSeq lists its product as uncharacterized. The record is from RefSeq and is a predicted model, not a curated record. NCBI's taxonomy places the organism in Eukaryota, Metazoa, Arthropoda, Insecta, Blattodea, Termopsidae.